GAAGCACCCGAGACCUGACUAGCUCGCUCAUCAAACAUCUCACACCAUGCCCAUCGCAAUGCCUUCCAUGCCGGCUCCGGCACUAGCCCUGGCACUGCUCGGUGCUUUCGGCCUCGCCAUCGCCCCGGCUGUUCAGUCGGCCCCCACCAUCGAGGCCAUCCAAGCUACAUGCGCCAAGACAAUACAGCCAGACUCUUGCAAACACGUCCUGCUCGCCAACAUGGCCGCCGGCUCACCGGAGGUGAACAGUGUCCCCCUAAUGUCCCUGCAAGUCGCGGCAAAGCUCGCCAAGAUGGCCAACGGCUUCGCCAAUGCCAGGCUCACCACGGACCCGCACCCCGCCAAAUGCCUCGCAAACUGCAUCGAAGACCUUCAUAGGGUGGCCAAGGCAUUUGAGGGGAUCCCAGUGGAGGCGGUUAAGCCUGGCGACGAGGCGGGGGUGCUGUCCUUCAGCUCGGAGUUCAAGCCGACAUGCGGGGACGACUGCCCGAAGCCAAUCCCCGAGAGGACCGAGGACGAACGGGCCACGCGCGACAAGUUUGUGGGUGUCAUGAGAGCGAUCGGCGUCAUGCAGGACCUUUUCUUAACCAAGACUUGGUAACAGCGUACGGAGUACCUCGCCUAAUUUUUAUUUUGUUUCUUCUUCAUUGGUGGAUUUCCAUCGUGUCUAUGAGCACAGGCUUCUGGGUUUUGAUAUAUUCUGCAUUACCAUGAUGUACUUUUUUGUACUUUGACACUUUUUCUCUGUUUAAUGAGUGGUUGUGUGCAUCGCCUGAUGCAGAGGCAGGGUCCGUUCAUAAAUAUAAAGAUGUUUUAAUUCUUUGAA
Triticum aestivum (bread wheat) is the source of this 826-nucleotide messenger RNA. RefSeq lists its product as uncharacterized. The transcript has a single exon. Lineage: Eukaryota; Viridiplantae; Streptophyta; Magnoliopsida; Poales; Poaceae. Gene Ontology annotation, molecular function: enzyme inhibitor activity. Bases 47 to 601 code for a protein of 184 amino acids. The record is from RefSeq and is a predicted model, not a curated record.